Molecule: messenger RNA, 1914 nt
Organism: Otolemur garnettii (small-eared galago)
Lineage: Eukaryota; Metazoa; Chordata; Mammalia; Primates; Galagidae
Product: PWWP domain-containing protein MUM1L1-like
Exons: 1
Coding region: 1-1914 (637 amino acids)
Source: RefSeq, a predicted model, not a curated record
AUGGACUCUGAGUAUGUCCUCUGCAAUUGGAAGGGCCGCUUAUGGCCAGCAAGGGUUUUGUCCAGAUCUGGGGCUUCACUGAAAAAUAAGCAGAAGGGGACAUUUUCUCUAGCAGUUCAAAUCCUCUCGGCAGAUAAAAAAGUUAAAGUGCGGGGCAGAGACGUGCAGCCCCUAACUAAGUCUAAAAUUGAAGCCAUUGCCUCCUCCUCAGCAGUGGUGCAGUCGAAGGUCAGAGCUGCACCUGAACAGGAAGAGUGCUACAGAAGAGCCCUGAAAGUGGCCCUGGAGAUUCUGAAUCAGAGAAAACCAGAUGCGCAGGAGACCACCACGCCAUCCCAGAAGGGGCCGGCAAAGCGAGCCAGGCCUCCCCCUCGUAGAAAGCGUCGGAAACGCAAAGGGAAGUCACGGAAGCGUCCUGGCAAACGUGAAGACCCGGGGUCACUGUCGGUGCGUUCAGAGAGCAAGAAGGGUGUGCACGGUGGUGCAUCACGGGUACACACAGUGUCACUCCAUGGUGAGGAGGAGGGCAAGAGAAAGGCAGACACCUCCACAGCCAUGUCCUCGCAUCCCCCAGGCGAGGAGGAGGAUGCAUGUGCUGAAGACCAACAGGUGGCUCCAUGUAGGCCACCGGGGCUGGUCCCCACUGUGCCCACAGCUCUGGACAGAGAGGCCCAGGACACCUGCCCAAAGGUCCUGGCUGCCUCCUCUGCACGCUCAGACUGUGCAGUGAGCACUGAGCAGCCUGCAGAGGGUGCAGGGGACCUGGACAUGGAAGGUGCCACAGCAGCCUGCAGACCCCCACCACCCCUGCAGCGGUACUCGCUCCGUCUUGCGGAUAGGAGGAGGAAGCUUCAAGGCCCACAUUUGGAGAAGGGACUGCAAGAACCUCCACCAAAGCCUACUAAGCCCAUCACCGCUCUUAAAACAGCUGGCGGUAAACGACGGGGGCGACCUGCAAGGAUUGCAUUCCCGCAGGAGCCGUGUCCCAUUGAAACAGGAACCAUGGUUUGGUUUAAAUUUCAAGACCUUCCAUUUUGGCCGGCGGUGGUAAAGAGUGUCAGCAAGGCAGAGAAGACUGCCAGGGUGCUCCCAAUUGAGGCAAACCUGUGCCCUGGCAAGAGCGGCAUCCGCGUCCCUCUUCGGAGAUUAAAGCCCCUUGAUUGUAAAGAGAAGGAGAAGCUCCUGAAGAGAGCCGAGAAAGAGUACAGGCAGAGUGUCAACUGGUGCUUCUCCCUGAUCUCCCACUACCGAGAGGGACUCACCCGUGGCUCUUUUGCCGGCUCCUUCCUCGACUACUAUGCUGCUGAUGUCAGCUACCCGAUGAGGAAAGCCAUCCAAGAGGGGGACCUGGAGAUUGACUUUCCAAAGGUGAAUUACGCAGACCUGGAGGAUUCAGAGGAGGAGGCCUCCCCACGCGGGAAGAGGCCCUGCAAGAGAAUUCUCCCGGACCGGAUGCGGGCCGCUCGGGACCGAGCCAACCAGCAGCUAGUCGACUUCAUCGUGAAGAGAAAGGGGGCUGACCACCACCUUCUGGACAUCUUGAAAGGCAGGAAACCGUCCAGAUGGCUGACGUCAUUUCUCAAUUCAAAUAGGUACUUGCUCUGCAUCGAGACAUACCUGGAGGAUGAGGAUCAGUUGGAUGUGGUGGUCAAACAUUUACAGGAAGUCUACAAACACAUAGACCGUGCCAUGCUGACUCGGAUAAGAGAUGACAAGGUCAACUUCGUUCUGGAAGUCCUUCUGCCGGAAGCGAUCAUUUAUGCAAUUGCCACACUGGAGGGGCUAGACUACCAGGCAGCAGAAGAGAAGUACCUGCGGGGACCACCUGUGCAUUACCGCGAGAAAGAGCUAUUUGACAAGAAUAUCUUAAAGAAAACUAGGAAGAAGGCAGCAGCCACCAGGGGAGCCUAUUAG